CCCUCGAUUCAAUUCAGUCGUGGCGUUUUCUCAAGAAUUCUCAAUUCCCAAAAAAAUAAGAAAUCUCACCGAAUUGGAGAAAGAACACACAUAACAAAGUAGCAGAGAUUUAUUAAAAUGCACACGUACUCAAAAUUGCACCUUUCGAUUUGAGUGGAUGCCCAAAAAACCUUCUACGCUUUUCCAUUCCUUUUUAAUUUUGGGCCAACCCCACUUGUAACUGGAAACACAGAAUCAGAACAGGAGGGAGUAGGUUUGUUGGGGCACUUAUAUUUUGCAGAUCCAAGCUGAUAUCAAGAGUUGGUUUAUUUGAAGAAAGUACAGUAUCAAUGGGUAAAGAUGAAUUUGCUCAUCGGAAACAUGGGCUCUUGAAAAAUCAAGUUCGGAUAGUUAAGAGGAAUGACUCAGACCGCUAUGAGGUUGCUCCAAUUCCUGAUAAUUUGUCUUUUGAGAAAGGGUUCUUCGCCGUAGUUCGUGCUUGCCAGUUAUUGGCACAAAAAAAUGAAGGACUCAUAUUAAUAGGAGUAGCUGGUCCCUCUGGAGCUGGGAAGACUGUGUUCACAGAGAAGAUACUUAACUUUAUGCCAAGCAUUGCUGUCAUUUCAAUGGACAACUACAAUGAUGCAAGUCGAAUUAUAGAUGGAAACUUUGAUGAUCCACGCUUGACAGACUAUGACACUUUGCUGAAAAACAUUCAUGACCUCAAGGAAGGGAAGCCAGCUGAUGUCCCAAUAUAUGAUUUCAAGUCCAGCUCUCGCACGGGAUACAGGACAGUUGAAGUUCCAAGUUCUCGCAUUGUGAUUAUAGAGGGCAUCUAUGCUUUAAGUGAAAAACUUCGUCCUUUUCUGGAUCUCCGGGUGUCUGUGACUGGUGGUGUUCACUUUGACCUUGUUAAAAGAGUUUUACGAGACAUUCAACGUGCUGGACAGGAACCAGAAGAAAUAAUACACCAAAUAUCUGAAACAGUGUAUCCAAUGUAUAAGGCAUUUAUUGAGCCUGACCUGCGCACUGCCCAUAUAAAAAUUAUCAACAAAUUUAACCCAUUUGCUGGAUUCCAGUCUCCUACUUAUAUUCUCAAGUCUACAAAAAAUGUGACUGAGGAGGAAAUCAAAGCUGUCAUGUCCAAAGAUCAUACAGAAAGCACUGAACAGACAUACGACAUAUAUCUUUUGCCUCCUGGUGAAGAUCCAGAGAUCUGCCAAUCUUACCUGAGGAUGCGCAAUAAAGAUGGAAUGUAUAAUCUCAUGUUUGAGGAAUGGGUCACUGACUCUCCAUUUGUCAUAUCGCCAAGAAUAACAUUUGAAGUUAGUGUCCGGCUCCUCGGUGGAUUAAUGGCUUUGGGAUACACAAUAGCUGCCAUUCUCAAACGAAGUAGCCAUGUCUUUUGUGACGAAAGGGUCUGUAUAAAGAUCGAUUGGUUGGAGCAGUUAAAUCGUCAUUAUCUUCAGGUACAAGGUAGAGACCGCCUUAUAGUAAAAUGUGUGGCUGAUCAGCUUGGGUUGGAUGGUUCAUACGUUCCAAGAACAUAUAUCGAACAAAUACAGUUGGAGAAACUCGUAAACGAAGUUAUGACAAUGCCAGAUGAUUUGAGGACCAAGCUGAGCUUAGAUGAGGACUACGCCUCGAGCCCAAAAGAAGCGUUUUCUCGAGCCUCAGCAGAAAGGGCAGCAGCAAGUACGAAACAUCUUAGGAGUGGCUUGUCGCAUUCAUAUUCAUCAAACAGGGAGAAAAACCUAACCAAGAUUGACAGAAGAUUCGAGGAUAGGACAGCGGACUCACAAGCGACGUUAACCAAUCAGGGGGCUGCAGCACAGCUUUCAGAACAGAUAUCUACCCUUAACGACCGUAUGAAUGAUUUCACAUCUCGUGUUGAAGAGCUAAAUUCCAAGUUGAUUAGCAAGAAAGGUUCACCCAGUUCGCAAAACAUAGCACAAGCUGAGUUCCCUAAUGGUUCAGCUCCGACUUCUUACUUCAUUUCCGGGCUAGAGAAUGGAUCCCUAACUGGAUCCAUGAUGCCUAAUUCUUUGUCCUCGUCUCAUUUAUCAAAAGACGUGUCGUUUCUUGACGAGCUAACAAGUAUAGCACGAGGCCAACGCCAAGUAAUCAUUCAGCUAGAGAGCCUCAGCAGUCUUCUCCGUGAAAAUCUGGGGGAGAGAUCGGGUCGUGACAGAAGGCGCAACAGAGGUGAGAUUACAGGUAACAGUUCGAGUAGGGUUAUCGCGAUUUUGGCUUCAGUGGCAGUUGGUGGUCUGGGAAUAUGUUUGUUCAAGGGCCUUUCGUCGCGGAAUUGAGUAAAAUUAAUUCAAAUUCGACAUGUACAUUUUAGUUUAUGUCAUUGAUUUCCCCAUGCUGAUUGUUUUGCACACUGUUGCCCUUCUAAUCGGGAGUAUAGCCUUGAAAUUGAGUUAAGUAAUAACUGAAGGGUGUGGUGUGGUUGAGCAAAUUUUGUACGUGUGGGAUUAUUAUAUCUUAUGCAUUUUUAUUAUAAUGGUAAAAAGGUGAAAUUGACACAAAA
Messenger RNA from Salvia hispanica, 2515 nucleotides. RefSeq names its product inorganic pyrophosphatase TTM2-like. Lineage: Eukaryota; Viridiplantae; Streptophyta; Magnoliopsida; Lamiales; Lamiaceae. The record is from RefSeq and is a predicted model, not a curated record. Gene Ontology annotation, molecular function: kinase activity; ATP binding.